Molecule: messenger RNA, 294 nt
Organism: Protopterus annectens (West African lungfish)
Lineage: Eukaryota; Metazoa; Chordata; Ceratodontiformes; Protopteridae
Gene: JCHAIN
Product: joining chain of multimeric IgA and IgM
Exons: 3
Coding region: 25-294 (89 amino acids)
Biological process (GO): humoral immune response
Cellular component (GO): pentameric IgM immunoglobulin complex
Molecular function (GO): immunoglobulin receptor binding
Source: RefSeq, a predicted model, not a curated record
UGCUUCAAGAGUUAGACCACUAAGAUGCAGGGAUCUCAUAUACUUCAGCUAGCCAUGGCUCUACUUGUAGGAGUUGUGUUUGUGUCAGGUCUGACUAAGAACAAAGUCUUGGUGAAUUCAAAGUGCAAAUGUGUGACGGUAACAUCUCAUCUAGUCCCUUCUCCUGAUGACCCAGCAAAGGAAAUUCUUGUAAGAAACAUAACAAUAAUAGUUCCCUUAAGCAACAGAGAGAAUCUGUCUGAUCCAACUUCUAAAGUGAGAAACACAUUUAUCUAUCGGCUCUCUGACUUGUAA